AUGAUGAGGGAAUUUACUAAGCAAAGAAAUCUGUUAAGGCCUGCAAAGACAAGAUUCUCCACUGCUUUUAUCACACUUUCAUCCAUUCACAAACAACAAGAUAACCUAAGAAAGAUGUUCACCUCUCAAGAAUGGAGAACUAGUAAAUGGGCUAAGGAACCUGGAGGGAAAAGAGCUGCUGAUACCAUUUUGAUGCCUUCCUUUUGGAAUGGAACUGUGUAUGCAUUAAAAUUAAGUGGUCCUCUAGUUCGUGCACUUAGGUUGGUUGAUGGAGAGAGAAAACCUGCCAUGGGAUAUAUAUAUGACGCAAUGGACCGCGCUAAAGAAGCUAUUUCAACAUCAUUCAAUGGUAAUGAGUCCAAGUACUCUCAAGUUUUUGAGAUGAUCGAUAAGAGAUGGGAGUGUCAACUACAUCGCCCUUUACAUGCUGCUGGACACUUCUUGAACCCUGAGUUUUUUUAUGACAACCCUCAAAUUGAAGAAUGUGAAGAAGUGGUAAGUGGUUUGUAUGAAUGUGUUCUAAGGUUGGUCCCGGUCGUUGAAAAGCAAGAUAAAAUUAUGCAAGAGCUUACAUCUUACAAGGAAGCACAUGGUUUGUUUGGUAAUCCAAUGGCUAUUAGACACAGGAAAAGCAAGGCUCCAGCUGAAUGGUGGGCGUGUUAUGGUACUUCGACACCUACUUUACAACAUUUUGCCAUAAAGAUUUUAAGCCUUACAUGUAGCGCGUCAGGAUGUGAGAGAAACUGGAGCACAUUUGAGCAUAUUCACACCAAGAAGAGGAAUAGGCUCACACAAGCUCGACUAAACUCCUUGGUGUUUGUUAAAUAUAAUCGGGCAUUGCUUGAACGAUACAAGUUGCGUGAUAAAAUUGACCCAAUAGCUUUGAAAGAUAUUGAUGAUUCUAAUGAAUGGUUGACUGGGAGGACAGUAGAAGAUGCUGAAGAUGAUUUGGUAUUUGAGGAGGAAGAGGGUCUUACAUGGGGACAAGUUGCUAGUGCUUCUGGAGUACAUGAAGAAAGAUUUAACUUUAGAUCAAGAGAAAGUAGGCUUGGAGGAGGUGAUGUCAAUACAAGUGGGGUUAGUACACAAAGGCAUACCAUAAGGCAAGAAGAGGAAGAAGAAGAAGAAGAAGAAGAAUACGACGAUGAAGGCUAUCAGUCACUGGAUGGAGAUGAUUUGGAGGGUGAUGCUGUUUUUAUAGCUGAAGAUGAUGAUAUAAUAUGA
Molecule: messenger RNA, 1224 nt
Organism: Spinacia oleracea (spinach)
Lineage: Eukaryota; Viridiplantae; Streptophyta; Magnoliopsida; Caryophyllales; Amaranthaceae
Exons: 3
Coding region: 1-1224 (407 amino acids)
Molecular function (GO): protein dimerization activity
Source: RefSeq, a predicted model, not a curated record